AUGGUGGUGGAGGUGGAUGGCCUGGUCAACCCGGACAGCCCGGGGGAAGCAACGCUGGAUGGGGAGGAUCAGGAGGUAAUGGUGGUGGAGGUGGAUGGCCUGGUCAACCCGGACAGCCCGGGGGAAGCAACGCUGGAUGGGGAGGAUCAGGAGGUAAUGGUGGCGGAGGUGGAUGGCCUGGUCAACCCGGACUACCCGGUGGAGCUUCAGGCACAGGUCAGCCUGGCCGACCGGGACUACCCGGUGGAGCAUCAGGCGCAGGUCAGCCUGGCCGACCGGGACUACCCGGUGGAGCAUCAGGCGCAGGUCAGCCCGGACAGCCGGGACUACCCGGUGGAGUAUCAGGCGCAGGUCAGCCUGGCCGACCGGGACUACCCGGUGGAGUAUCAGGCGCAGGUCAGCCUGGCCGACCGGGACUACCCGGUGAAGUAUCAGGCGCAGGUCAGCCUGGCCGACCGGGACUACCCGGUGGAGUAUCAGGCGCAGGUCAGCCUGGCCGACCGGGACUACCCGGUGGAGUAUCAGGCGCAGGUCAGCCUGGCCGACCGGGACUACCCGGUGGAGCAUCAGGCGCAGAUCAGCCUGGCCGACCGGGACUACCCGGUGGAGCAUCAGGCGCAGGUCAGCCUGGCCGACCGGGACUACCCGGUGGAGCAUCAGGCGCAGGUCAGCCUGGCCGACCGGGACUACCCGCAUCAGACGCUGGCCAGCCUGGACAGCCUGGAAAGUCGGGACUACCCGGUGAAGCAUCAGACGCUGGCCGGCCUGGACAGCCUGGAAAGUCGGGACUACCCGGUGGAGCAUCAGACGCUGGCCAGCCUGGACAGCCUGGAAAGUCGGGACUACCCGGUGGAGCAUCAGACGCUGGCCGGCCUGAAUAGCCUGGAAAUACCCCAGCAACGGUGCAGCACCGGCCCGCAGCCCGACUGA
This is a messenger RNA of Pollicipes pollicipes, 930 nucleotides long. RefSeq lists its product as uncharacterized. Bases 1 to 930 code for a protein of 309 amino acids. The record is from RefSeq and is a predicted model, not a curated record. The transcript has 3 exons. Lineage: Eukaryota; Metazoa; Arthropoda; Thecostraca; Pollicipedomorpha; Pollicipedidae.